This is a messenger RNA of Silurus meridionalis, 4176 nucleotides long. RefSeq names its product family with sequence similarity 184 member Aa (gene fam184aa). Bases 379 to 3810 code for a protein of 1143 amino acids. NCBI's taxonomy places the organism in Eukaryota, Metazoa, Chordata, Actinopteri, Siluriformes, Siluridae. The record is from RefSeq and is a predicted model, not a curated record. The transcript is spliced from 18 exons.
CGCACUGGAAACGACAUGACGUCAUGGAGCAGCGGCCGUUGUAGUCGUCAGAGGUGUCACGUGACGUUUUUUUAAAGCAGGUUUGCGAGUGAGGUCGAGUGGAAAGGAGGCGGAACACGACGUGUGUUUGUGUGUGUAAUUGUCGGUGGCUCUUCACACGCAUUACACACAUCACACACACCUUCAUCCGGCGCGCGCACCGAUCACCACAUGACGCAUCUGGAUGCGGCUUGAUGCACGCUGGGAAGAAGGAGGAGGAGGAGGAAGAGGAGGAGGGGAGGGCGAUCUGGGGGGAUGCUUUUGUGUGAUCUGAUGUAGCUCUGGUGCAGCAUCGUUCGCAGAGAAUCUUCUAACAAUGCUGUGAAGCGGAGCGUGAAGAUGGCGACGGGAGCAGGACGGCACCAGCAGCAGCAACAGCAACAUCAGCAGCAGCAGCAGCAGCAGCACCUUCCUCCUCCUCCUCCUCCUCCUGCAGGAAAUCCUGGUGCUCCUGCCUCCUGUGCAUCGGGAAGCAGUCCGUGUUCAGCAUCAUGCAACCUGCUGUACGAAUCGGGACUCGCCAUGGAGUACACACACGAGCUGCACCUAAAGAUGAGCAAGAAAAUAGCCCAGCUCACCAAGGUCAUUUAUGCACUAAACACCAAAAAUGACGAGCACGAAGAGGCCAUCCGCUCCCUGAAGGAUACCCAUGACGACGAGCUUGAGCACAUCCUGAGCGAGACACGUGAGAAGAUCCUGCAGUACCGGAGUAGGAUGGGUGCCGAAGCAGAGCUGAAGCGUCGGCUCCAUGCUUUGGAGGAAUCCCUAGAGCUGCACGAGCAGCUGAAACACGAAGCGCUGGCCGAGUUCGAGCUGUACCGGCGUCGCGUGGAGGAGAUGCGCCUCAGCUCGGAGGAGCAGCACACGCAGCGGGUCACCUCUAUGCAGCGUGAAGCCGAGGAGCUGCGCUGCGAGUUCCAGGAGAAGCUGCGCUCCUUCAGCCAGCUGGAAGCACGAAUCGAGCAGGAGAAGCAGCGAGCGAUGGACGAGCUCAAAUCUAUCCAUCAUCACGAGCUGCAGGAGCUGAUGGAAAACCACCAGCAGAGCCAAAGCGCUUCGGUGUGUGUAGAUCAGGAGGAGCUGAUUGAGCUCGAGGAGCUGGUCGAGGAGCUGAAGCAGGAAAAGGAAAACUUGGAGGAGGAGUACGAGGUGAAGCUGGACGACUCGCGCGCUUUUUACGAGCGUGAGCUUGAGGCCAUGAGGCGCACGCAGCAACUCACCACAGAGAACCUGCUAGCCUGGAAGAGAAGCGAAGUGGAGCUCAGAAAGGAGUUUCAGCUGCAGGAGGCUGCACUGCAAAGGACGCUGUGCAAACUUCGCUCUGAUCUGCACCGUGCCCAGGAGGAGGCGCGUGAGAGCCGCGACAAAACCAACAGGCUGCAGGCUUCUCUCAAUAACGCCGAGGUCACCAUAAAGGAGUUACAUAAGCAGCUGGAGGAGGCCAUACAGGACGGAGAGAUUUGGGUGAUGCAGUUGAAGGAUACGGAGUAUGAGUUGGAGGGAAGCAGGGAUCGAGUGCAGCAGCAAGCCACUGAAAUCCUCCACAAAGCCAGUCAGAUCGGCACGCUGCAGGCCACUCAAAUGAGCCACGAGGCCACCAUUAAGGACCUGCAGCAGGAGCAGAGCCGUCUGAGGGAGAAGAUUGUCCAGCUGGAGGAGGAGAAGGACAGACUGCAGAGUCAGAGCCAGGAUUUAGACGAACAGCAGCGCCUGCAGAUCCUCAACCUGGAAAAAUCCAUAUGUGACCAGAAACAAAAGUACGAGCUGGAUUUGGCUCAGGCUCGGGCUCAAUAUGAAGAGGAGGCUGCUCAAGUGAAAGAUGACGAAGUCAAGGCUCUUGAGGAGGUCAUGGAGAAGCACAGAGUGCAGCUGGAGAGCGCACACAACUCUGCAGAGAGAGAAAAAAAACAGCUCAUCAACGAAAUGAAACAGCAGUAUGAGAUCCGGCGUCUCUCGCUGGAGGAACAGAGGAGCUGCAUGCAGCAGCAGCUGGAUACUUUCCGUGAGGAGCUCACUGCCAAGCUCAACAUUGCCAACCAAGAGGUGUCUCAUCUAAAGGAGCUGGUAAGGGAGGGGGAGACAAACCUGGAUUCAGCCGAGAAUCACAUCUCUCGACUAAAAGAGAACCAGGAGAAGCUGCUCAUUGAGCUGGAUGCUGCCAGAGCCAGAGUGAGAGAGACUAACCAUGUUCUCACUGAUGUACAGGAAGAGAUCGAAAGCCAGAAGCAGCAGCACGAGGCCAGGAUCGUUGCCAUCAAAGCUGAGGAGAAGCAGAAAAUGGAUAAAAUCACCAAGGAGCUUGAUCACAAAUGGACGGAUGCUCUGCGAGCUGAGCUAAAGACUCUAAAAGAGGAGCUGACGGAUGAAUACGAGGCCGAUAAACAGGCAGCGCUCAGCCAGCUAUCUCAGCAGAAAGACGUAGAGAUCAUGGUGGCCAGAGAUACCUGGCAGAGGAGGGUGGAGGAUCUCCUGGAACAGAUUUCCUUAUUAAAGCAAAGUUUGGAGCUGCAGCUCUCGCAGUCAAACAGCGCUCUGCAGCAGCUGCAGUCGCAGUUCACCCAGGAGCGGCAGCACUUGGCCCAAGAGCUGCACGAGCUGGCGCUGGAGCAUCAGCAACGAGAGCGCCAUCUGCAGGACGCCCACUGCUGCACUAUGCAGGACCUGGAGGAGGCACGCCAACUUGAACUUAGGGAGCUGGAGGAUCGUCUGAAGCAGGAGCAGCGUGAGGAGCUGCAUGCGCUCAAAGAAGCCCAAAGACAGACGCUGGACAUUUUGCAACAACAGUCAAAUCAGGAGCUGCAAACUCUUCGAUUCGAGCUCGAAGAUGAGGGAAAGGCCAUGCUGGCCUCUCUGCGUUCUGAGCUGAAUCAUCUGCAUGCUACAGCUAUCGAGCACCUGAGACAGAAACACCUGCAAGAAAACACAGUGGCCAAAAGAGAGCUGGACAAAACAGUGGAGUGUUGCAAACAGCAUGAACAGGAUCUGCUGGUUAGUUUCUCAGACCUGCAGCAGGAGGCAAACUGCAGGAAGAACCGUGUCGCAGAUCUGGAAAACGAGAUUCACUCUCUGAAUGAAACCGUCAACAAGCUGACCAAAGAGCUGGAGCUGAAGGGCAAAGAAGUUCUGCGUGUCCGCAGUGAAGCCAAUUUGCAGAUCAGGGCUCAUGAACAAGAUCUAUCCAAGAGGCAUGAGAGAGAGCUAGGCGAGCUCAGCGUGAGCCACAACAGAGAGACACACAUCAUGUUGUCUGACUUUAACAAAGCUCAGGAGCUGCUGAAGGACAAGAUCUCAGCCCUUCAAGUCCUGCUGGAGGGAACCGAGGACAAGUUUCGAAAUCGUGAGAGCAGGUCGGAGGACUUGCAGAAGAUCACUGAUCUCCGAGAGAUGGUGGCCGAAAGAGAGUCUCUGGUCAAAAAGUUGGUGGAUGAUAAGAAGUUCUACCAGCUGGAGUUGGUGAAUCGAGAUACAAGCUUCAAUAAAGUGUUCAACACCAGCCCCAACGUGGGGGUCAUUAAUCCACUCAUAAAGCAUAAGAGUAGAAAAGCUGCAAUCCGAUUCAUCAGCUCUCCAAACCUAAGUGUUGUGGAAGCCGAAGAGAGAGGGGCGGGGCCUACCAGCGUAGAGUCUGUCCCAAGUUCCCCCAAUCAGCACGCAGAGCACAAAGCUCCGUCCCUGACCCUGCCCACGCGCAGCCAUCGUGAGAGCGAUGACGCGACAGCAGCGGCGCCAGAAGAGUCGCCCGAACUCUCGUCUCAAUAUUUCUCGUUCUGACACUUUCCACCAGAAGAGCAUGCGAAAAAAAAAAACAGCACUUUUCAGUCGUCCAUUAGUCUGUGUUCUGCACUUCACUGUGAACUUCACUUCCUGUUUUUAUUUCAGUAAUAAUAUGAAGAAUAAUUAUAAUACUCUUUAUUCCUUUGACCUGGGCAUUAAUGCAAUAUGAGAGGAGAGGUUUAUCCGAUUUCGUCGAUCGCACAGAUCAGAUCUGUCUCUUCUUGAAGGACCGAAACUGUUGGAACAACACUGUCUUGCCAGUUCUGAACAAUUUAAUUUACAAUUAAUUGCACAAUUAAUUGUUUAUAUUUGUAUUCGAUUUGUCUUGUUACGAAACAAUAAACCAUCAAUUAUAAAAAAUAA